Molecule: messenger RNA, 576 nt
Organism: Saprolegnia parasitica CBS 223.65
Lineage: Eukaryota; Oomycota; Saprolegniomycetes; Saprolegniales; Saprolegniaceae
Exons: 1
Coding region: 1-576 (191 amino acids)
Source: RefSeq, a predicted model, not a curated record
AUGAUGAACCAGCCGUCGUCGCCCAAGAAGGCCGCCAAGGAGAUGGACUCGGUCCUCUUCGACGAGGAAGAGAAGCCGCGUGCGCCCGUGGUGGCCGCCAACGGCGAGGCCGUCGCCGACGAGAACGACGACGAGAAGAAGAACCGGACGUCGUCCAUGGGCUACGUGCUGCCGGUCGACAAGCUCAAGAACGGCGCGUCGACCGCUGGCAAGAUGUUUGGCUCGGCCUUCGAGUCGAUGAAGGCUAAGUCCUCAGCCGCCAUCGAGCAGGCCAAGCAGACCAAGGCCGGCGGCGCAAUCGCGUCGGGCGUCAAUUCGGUGUCGAGCAAGGCGUCCGAGACAGUCGGCAAGAUCAAGGAAACGGAUGCGUUCAAGACGAGCUCGUCCGUCGCGUCCGGCGCCUUGGAGAAGGCCAAGGCUGGUGCCGCCAUCGGCCUUGAGAAGGCCAAGCACGGUGCGGAAUUCGGCCUCGAGAAGGCCAAGCACGGCGCCGAGUUUGGCCUCGAGAAGGCCAAGGCCGGCGCGGAGAAGGUCCGCUCCAAAGUCAAGGGCGGCGACGAAGGCAAGGCCAUUUAA